AUAAUUAGUAUGCAAAUCUCAACGUAUUUGAAAAUAUUUUCGAAACCAGCUACUUUCCAUUGGCGUGUCCGGUAAGCUCUCCAUCAAUCCAGCUGCACCUCUAACCUCUCUCUUCCCUAAAAUACGAAAAAAACAAUACCAGAAAACAAAAAGAUCCCACAUCUUUCUCUAUCUGAGUCAACUCUCUCUUCUUCUACCUUCACCACACCAUAUUACCAUUGAAAAAGACAAUGUACAAAACACGCUUACAAUAACAAUAAGAAGAAGGUGGUUGAUGAUUCUCCUUACAAGAAGUGGGAAGUUCUGAGAAGAUCUUGUAAUUGCAUAAAUGGGUGUUUGAGUUACUCUAAUCAUCAUUAAACCCAUUUCUUUCUAGGAUUUACAGCAGCUUGCAUCGUCGCCGGAAUUUGGACCCGGGCCGUUCGCCCGGGUUAAACAUGUUUGCUGGACGAUCUUUGAACUGCUGAAUUCACCUCGUGGAUGAGAUCGAAUUGAAUUAUCGAAAACAAGAUGCAUUCAGCGAAUCACUGGGGAGGGACGUUCGAGAUUCAAGCGGAUUCGACGACGGACGAUGAUAGGAGCCGGAACAUUGAUAUGGACAGAGCAGCUCUGUCGCAGCAGCUAGACGAGACGCAGCAGAGCUGGCUGUUGGGACCUCCGGACCCGAACCAUCACAAGAAGAAGUACGUGGACUUGGGUUGCAUCGUUUGUAGUCGGAAGGCGUUGAAAUGGACCCUCUGGUCUGUGUUGAUUGCUUUCUUGGUAAUAGGACUUCCUACCAUCAUCGUUAAGUCGCUGCCUAAGCACAAAACGCCCAUUCCUCCGCCUGAUAAUUACACUGUUGCCCUCCAUAAGGCUCUCCUCUUCUUCAACGCUCAGAAGUCGGGGCGAUUGCCAAAGAACAAUGGUGUGCCGUGGCGAGGGAAUUCAGGGCUGACAGAUGGAUCGCAACUGACGGACGUGAAGGGCGGCCUCGUCGGAGGGUACUAUGACGCCGGUGACAAUAUAAAGUUCCAUUUUCCUAUGGCAUUCUCCAUGACCAUGUUGAGCUGGAGUGUGAUAGAGUACGGUCACAAAUACCAAAGCAUAGGAGAAUACAACCAUGCAAGGGACCUCAUCAAAUGGGGCACUGAUUACUUGCUCUUGACCUUCAACUCCUCUGCCACCACCAUAGAUCAUAUCUAUAGCCAGGUGGGUGGGGCCAAAAAUGCUUCAACCACCCCAGAUGAUCACUACUGCUGGGAGAGACCGGAAGAUAUGGAUUACCCGCGUCCCGUCCAACGCGCUGAUUCUGGACCCGAUUUGGCUGGGGAGAUGGCAGCAGCACUGGCGGCUGCAUCCAUCGUCUUCCGCGACAACGUCACCUACUCACAGAGGCUCGUCAAGGGGGCAGCAACACUAUUCAAAUUCGCCCGGGAUGCUGGGAGGCGGACCACCUACAGCCGUGGCAAUCCAGAGAUUGAACUUUUUUACAAUUCGACGGGCUACUACGAUGAGUACAUGUGGGGCGCAGCCUGGCUAUACUAUGCGACAGGGAAUUCUAGUUAUCUUUCGUUGGCGACGAAUCCCGGGAUUCCAAGGAAUGCUAAGGCAUUUUUGGGAAUACCAGAUUUGAGUGUGUUGAGCUGGGACAACAAGCUUCCAGCUGCACAGCUGCUGCUAACAAGGCUAAGGAUAUUUUUGAACCCUGGCUACCCUUAUGAAGACAUGCUUAGGAGCUACCACAAUAUGACAGGGUUAACCAUGUGCUCUUACCUCCAAAGGUUCAAUGUCUUCAACUUCACACAAGGAGGGAUGAUAGAACUGAACCAUGGACGGCCGCAGCCGCUACAGUAUGUGGCCAAUGCCGCCUUCUUGGCGUCUCUCUACGCCGACUACAUGAACGCCACCAACGUCCCUGGAUGGUUCUGUGGGCCCUAUUACAUCCCUUCCAACGUCCUCCGCAGUUUCGCCACUUCUCAGAUGAAUUACAUUCUUGGAGCCAAUCCUAGGAAGAUGAGCUAUGUGGUGGGCCAAGGCACAAACUACCCAAAGCACGUGCACCACCGCGGCGCAUCGAUACCCAGAGACGGCAAAACAUACUCAUGCACCGGUGGAUGGAAGUGGCGAGAUGCCUCGACCCCAAAUCCUAAUAUCGUCACAGGAGCCAUGGUUGGUGGGCCUGACCGGUUUGAUGGUUUCAAGGACGUGCGCACGAAUUACAGCUAUACCGAACCCACAAUGGCCGGAAAUGCGGGCCUAGUCGCAGCCCUUGUUUCAUUGACGAGCAGCGGUGGUGGAGGCAUUGACAAGAACACCAUAUUUUCAGCAGUGCCACCACUCUAUCCGCAAGCGCCACCCCCACCACCACCUUGGAGGCCUUAGAAUCUACAGUGUCAUUUAGGUGCCCUUGGAAUUUCUUUUAUUUUCAUUUUUGGCUCUCUUUUUCUUUUCUUUUUUUCUUUUCUGUAUUGUUGUACAAAACCAAUAUCUGCAUUUUUGUUUGUGGGAGGGUAUGGAAAUUUGAAUAACAUCCUAUGCAUUUUACCAUC
This is a messenger RNA of Magnolia sinica, 2531 nucleotides long. Its product is annotated as endoglucanase 12-like. Gene Ontology annotation, biological process: carbohydrate metabolic process. The record is from RefSeq and is a predicted model, not a curated record. NCBI's taxonomy places the organism in Eukaryota, Viridiplantae, Streptophyta, Magnoliopsida, Magnoliales, Magnoliaceae. Bases 511 to 2364 code for a protein of 617 amino acids. Gene Ontology annotation, molecular function: hydrolase activity, hydrolyzing O-glycosyl compounds. The transcript is spliced from 6 exons.